This is a messenger RNA of Parasteatoda tepidariorum (common house spider), 4156 nucleotides long. NCBI's taxonomy places the organism in Eukaryota, Metazoa, Arthropoda, Arachnida, Araneae, Theridiidae. The record is from RefSeq and is a predicted model, not a curated record.
UUUUUUUACGAGAAUAUGUUCGUGUAGCUAUAAAAUUCGAAAUGAGUAAUUGAAUACGACUUUUCGAAGGUGUAGAUUAGUUCGACAUUCGAUUUGUUUAAUCAGACCAGGAUUUAACAGUUCCAAUUAGGCUAGCAUUAAAUAUGCUUUGAUCUGCAAUCUUUUUAGUUUUUGUACUGAACUGCAAGAAAAUGCAGGCUAUAGUACUCGCUCUUAUUUUCGGGGUUUUGUUUUUCGAAACUAAAGGUCAAGAUUUUUCUGGAAAUUUCAGACAAAGUAAUGGAGGUUUUGGUGGUGGUUAUGGUAAUUUUGGUGGAUCUGGCACCAUGGGCGGAACAUCUGGCUCGAUUGGAUACGGAGGAAACAUGAGAGGAGAUCCUGCGUUUGGUGCAAAUGGACAAAUGUCUGGUAGUUCUGGAAGUUCUGUUUUUGGAGGGAUGGGCGGAAUGUCUAAUGCUGGUGGAAGUGGAAGUUCUUCAUUAGGAGGAAUGUUUGGAAGUCCUGGCUUUAGAGGGAUGAGUGGAAUAUCUAAUGUUGGUGGGAGUUCUGCUUUAGGAGGUUUUGGCGGAAUGGCUGGUGGAAGUGGAAGUUCGGCAUUAAGAAGUUUUGGCGGAAUGUCUGGUGGAAGUUCUGCAUUAGGGAGUUUUGGCGGAAUGCCUGGUGGAAGUGGAAGUUCUGCAUUAGGGAGUUUUGGCGGAAUGCCUGGUAGAAGUGGAAGUUCUGCAUUAGGGAGUUUUGGCGGAAUGUCUGGUGGAAGUGGAAGUUCCGCAUUAGGGAGUUUUGGUGGAAUGUCUGGUGGAAGUUCUGCGUUAGGAAGUUUUGGUGGAAUGUCAGGCGGAAGCAGAAGUUCUAUGUUAGGAGGUUUCGGCGGAAUGCCUGGUGGAAAUUCUGCAUUAAGAAGUUUUGGUGGAAUGUCUGGUGGAAGUGGAAGUUCUCCAUUAGGAAGUUUUGGUGGAAUGCCUGGUGGAAGUUCUGCAUUAGGGAGUUUUGGCGGAAUGCCUGGUGGAAGUGGAAGUUCUGCAUUAUGGAGUUUUGGUAAAAUGCCUGGUGGAAGUGGAAGUUCUGCAUUAGGGAGUUUUGGCGGAAUGUCUGGUGGAAGUGGAAGUUCUGCAUUAAGCAGUUUUGGUAGAAUGCCUAGUGGAAGUGGUAAUUCUGCGUUAGGAAGUUUUGGCGGAAUGUCAGGUGGAAGCAGAAAUUCCGCAUUAGGAAGUUUUGGUGGAAUGUCUGGUGGAAGUGGAAGUUCUGCAUUAGGAAGUUUUGGUGGAAUGCCUGGUGGAAGUGGAAGUUCUGCAUUAGGGAGUUUUGGCGGAAUGCCUGGUGGAAGUGGAAGUUCUGCAUUAGGGAGUUUUGGCGGAAUGCCUGGUGGAAGUGGAACAACUUUUCACUUUUAUUUACCAAUUUCAUUUUAUAGGUCCUGCAUUAAGGAGUUUUGGCGGAAUGUCUGGUGGAAGCGGAAGCUCGGCAUUCGGCAGUUUUGGAGGAAUGUCGGGUGGAAGCGGAAGCAAGUUAUACGUUUUCUUUUUAUUUUAUUCUCUAACUCUCUUGAUGAAUGUUCUAACGAGAAACUUUUCACUUAUAUUUUAUUUCAUUUUAUAGGUUCUGGAUUAGGCAGUUUCGGCGGAAGUGGAAGUUCUGCAUUCGGAAGUUUUGGGGGAAUGCCUGAUGGUAUUGGAAGUCCUGCAUCAGGAAGUUUUGGUGGAAUAUCUGGCGGAAGUAGAGAUUCUGCAUCAGGAGAUGCUAGUAGAAGAGGUAAUGGUGGAAUGCCUAAUGGAAAUUCUGCAUUUGAAGGUUUCGGUGGAAUGUCGAGUGGAAAUCCAGUAUCAGGAGGAACUAAUGGAAUGCCUGGUGUAAGUUCUGCAUCAGGAGGAAUUAAUGGAAUGUCUGAUGGAAAUCCUGCAACAGGAGGAAUUAACGGAAUGUCUGGUGGAAGUUCUACAUUAGGAAAUAUUGGCGAAAUGUCUGAUUCAAAUGGAAAUUCAGACUCAAAAGCAGGGUUAGAAGAAUUAAACACAAAAGAAAAAUCAGUAACAGAGGGAGAAAAAUUAAAAGAAACCAGAAAAGAAUCAGGAGAAGAUUCAAUAAAUUUCGGAGAUAAAUCAGAAAACUUAAAGGAAGAACAAAAAGACACAGAGGGAGGUUUAAAAGAUUCAGACGGAAAAAUUAAAAAUUCAGAAGGAGGUUUGAAAGAUUCAAAAGGAGAUUUAAAAGAUUCAAAAGAAGGAUUACAAGAUUCAAAAGGAGAUUUAAAAGAUACAGGAGGAUUGAAAGAUUCUGAAGGAGGAUUGAAAGAUUCUGAAGGAGGAUUAAAAGAUUCAGAAGGAGGAUUACAAGAUUCAAAAGGAGAUUUAAAAGAUUCAAAAGGAGACUUAAAAGAUUCAGAAGGAGGGUUGAAAGAUUCUGAAGGAGGAUUAAAAGAUUCAGAAGGUGGUUUAAAAGAUUCAGAAGGAGGUUCAAAGGAUUUAGAAAAAGGAUUAAAAGAUUCUGAAGGAGGAUUAAAAGAUUCAAAAGGAGAUUCAAAAGAUACCGAAGGAGGACUAAAAGAUUCAGAAGGAGGUUUAAAAGAUUCAGAAGGAGGUUUAAAAGAUUCAGAAGGUGGUUUAAAAGAUUCAGAAGGAGGUUUAAAAAAUUCAGAAGGAGGUUUAAAAAAUUCAGAAGGAGGUUUAAAAGAUUCUGAAGGAGGAUUAAAAGAUUCUGAAGGAGGAUUAAAAGAUUCAGAAGAGGAAUUAAAAGAUUCAAAAGGAGAUUUAAAAAAUUCAGAAGGGGAUUUAAAAGAUUCAGAAAAAAGAUUGAAAGGGUCAGAAGGCACAGAAGAUGGAAUAGAAAAUUCUCAAAGAGGAUUAGAAGAGCCAGGUAAAGGAUUAGGAGAGUCAAUUAAUCAAUCUGGAAUGGAACAAAAAUCUGGAUUAGAAGAGCAAAACAGCCAGAAAGGACCAGAUAUCCCAGAUACCGGGGCAGAAGAUUCCACUAUGCCAACAAAAGGAAUAAAAUCUCUGGGAAAGUGUAGGAAAUCAGAGAAUAUUGGCAACAAAGAGGAUGAAGGUAACAGCAAUCUCAAAGAAGAAGCUGAUGAUGGAAACGCUCAAGAGAAUUCCGAUAAAAGCGAUUCUGAACAGCAAGGAUUAAUAGAACAAGAGCCAAAUACUUCGCAGCCACAAGUAAAUAUGGAAGAUUUGCAAAAAUGGUUAAGGAGCUUCGGAGCAAAUAUGAAUCAAGAAAAUGUUUCGUCGGGACAACCUACGAACAUGGAGAAUGAUAAAUUAAAAGGUACUGAAACUACGCCUACGCCACCUACAGAUCUAGUACCAAACAAUAGGCAAAUGGGGAAUUUCGGUAACGUGCAAUCUACCGGACAAAAUAAUAGGCAAUCAGGAGAUUUCAGAAAUCAGAUGGGCCAGUUUACAAGCAACGUACAAAAUAAUAGGCAAUUAGGAGGUUUCGGAAAUCAGAUGGGACAGUUUACGAAAAUGGCACAAAAUAAUGGGCAAUAUAGAAAUUUUGCAAAUAUGGGACAGGUAGGAGUUUUCGGAAAUCAGAUGAGCAACUUAGCAGGACAAAAUAAUGGACGAUUUGGAAGUUUUGGCAACAAUAUGAGACAGGCUACAGGCAUGGGGCAAAAUGAUAGACGAUUGGAAAGUUUUGGAAACCAGAUGGGACAACUUGAUGGUUAUGGAAGAAUGAUUCCUCAGGCUGGAGGGCCAAUCAGCAGCAUAAAUCAAAGCAACAAAAAUUUUGAUGUAACGAGUUUUUCAAAUACUCAAACAAAAACAAUGAACGAAAGAGCAGAAGACUCAUUGCAAGCGCAAAGCAGCGUGACUGAAAGCAGUAUAGCUGAAAUAAUGAGUAAAGUCAAAUCAAGUGGAAAAGACGAUGAAUGGUUUAACAUUUUCGUGAAAGGAUUGGUUAAAGCUGCAAGUGCUGCAGACGCUGCAAAGACUGGAGCUGACAAAAAGAACGAAGAUAUACCAACAACCACAUCUAAUCCAACUACAACUUUAAGUCCUUUUGAAGCCUUGAUAAGGAAAGCAGAUCUUAAUGACAGCGAUAUGGGUGAUUCAUAAAUAUUUUAUAAUGAUCGUCAAAAAUUCGCCAGUUUCUUUUGUAUCCAAUUAAAUACACUCUGCCACAAAAUUUUUAACGAAUAAAAAUUGCAAAACAA